Messenger RNA from Anoplopoma fimbria (sablefish), 1143 nucleotides. RefSeq names its product dehydrogenase/reductase (SDR family) member 7Cb (gene dhrs7cb). Gene Ontology annotation, cellular component: sarcoplasmic reticulum membrane. The transcript has 6 exons. The record is from RefSeq and is a predicted model, not a curated record. Gene Ontology annotation, molecular function: all-trans-retinol dehydrogenase (NAD+) activity. Lineage: Eukaryota; Metazoa; Chordata; Actinopteri; Perciformes; Anoplopomatidae. Gene Ontology annotation, biological process: regulation of release of sequestered calcium ion into cytosol by sarcoplasmic reticulum.
AUGGCCGUGCCCUCUGUGAUGGUGUUGCCCCUGCUGAUUGUCGUGGCAGCGGGGUUAUACUACAUCUACAAUGAAGUCAUGCAGUUUAUGUCCAUGUCCUUAGUGCGAAACAAAGUGGUGGUGAUCACUGAUGCCGUGUCCGGAGUGGGAACUGAGUGCGCCCAUCUCUUCCAUAAGGGCGGUGCCAGGCUGAUCCUGUGUGGGACUAGCUGGGAUAAGCUGGAGUCUCUGUAUAACUCUCUGACUGAUGAUACUGACCCCAGAGAGACGUUUGCCCCAAAGCUGCUGAUACUGGACUUCAGCGACAUGGACAGCAUGGAGGAUGUGGUGGCUGAGGUGGUGGAGUGUUAUGGCUGUGUGGAUGUGUUGAUCUGUAACAGCAGCAUGAAGCUGAAGGCCCCGGUGCAAACUGUCUCCCUAGAACUGGACAGAAACCUCAUGGAAAUUAAUUACUUCGGCCCCAGCACUCUGGCCAAAGGUGUUCUUCCAACAAUGAUCUCAAGAAGAUCAGGGCACAUUGUGCUGGUCAACAGCAUCCAGGGAAGACUGGCUAUCCCAUUCAGAAGUUCAUAUGCUGCAUCUAAGCAUGCGGUGCAGGCCUUCUUCGACUGCCUCCGGGCUGAAGUGGAGGAGUAUGGGAUAGUCGUCAGCACCAUCAGUCAUACCUUUAUCAACGCCUCCAACUCGCCGCCUGUGGACGGGCCCGCCCCUAAAUCAAGCACCCUGGCUGCAUGUGAGUAAAACAACCGCCAGUUGACCCAUGGUGUGCACCCGUCAGUCCUGGCCAAUGAGAUUAUGCAAACGGUGAACAGGAAGAGGAAGGAGGUCGUGCUGGCCCACCCCAUCCCCAGGGUGGCCCUCUUCUUCCGCUCCCUUCUCCCCUCCUUCCUCUUUGCUGUGCUGGCUGCCGGAGUGAAGGACUCGGUCCUGGAUGAGUAGGCGCAGUAGGAGAAAAUCUGAAAUGGAAUCAUCAAGAGAUAUGAAGUAAAGCUAGGAUUGUUUGGAAAUGGUAGAUAUGUAAUAGUAUGUGCUUAGCACAGGUCCGGAUCAGUACUUGGCAAAGCUGGCAACUGCCCCUAGGGGCCCCGGACCCUUAGGGGUCCGGCUUAAGGUUCAUCAAAUGGCAAUUAAUUUGUGGUAAUU